Molecule: messenger RNA, 1803 nt
Organism: Eutrema salsugineum
Lineage: Eukaryota; Viridiplantae; Streptophyta; Magnoliopsida; Brassicales; Brassicaceae
Product: probable pectinesterase/pectinesterase inhibitor 32
Exons: 3
Coding region: 106-1683 (525 amino acids)
Biological process (GO): cell wall modification
Molecular function (GO): pectinesterase activity; pectinesterase inhibitor activity
Source: RefSeq, a predicted model, not a curated record
UAACAUCACAUGUCACUCACCACCACUCUUCAAUCAGAUCUCUUCACGAAGAUAUUAUAGAGAGUGUGAGAGAGACACUGUUUCAUCUUCAAAAUUGCACCGGAUAUGACUAAGUUACGAGAAGUGGUUUCAUUGAUCUUUUUCCUCUCUCUGAUCCUCUCUCUAUGUUCUGCCAAAAAAGAGGAGGCGUAUUCUACUACAAGGCUUGUUCAAAUGGAGUGCUUGAGCGUCCCGCCUUUGGAUUUCGCCGGAGCGGCCAAAACCGCCGUGGACGCGAUCAGAAAAGCCGGAGCUUUAGUGUCGAAGCUCGACAAGAAAUUGGGGAGGUCCCGAGUGGGCAAUGCGAUUCUUGAUUGUGUUGAUCUUCUUGAUUCUGCUUCCGAAGAGCUUUCUUGGAUCAUAUCUACUUCUCAGAACCCCAGUGGUAAUGACAAUAGUACAGGAAACGUGGCUUCGGAUCUAAGGACAUGGAUAAGCGCCGCCCUCUCUAACCAGGACACUUGUCUUGACGGCUUCGAGGGUACUAAUGGAAUUAUCAAAAAAGUAGUGGCCGGUGGUCUCAGCCAGGUCGACAAAACUGUCCGAAAUCUACUAACUAUGGUUCACUCUCCCUCUAAAUCCAAGCCCAAUAAAGCUCAGAAAACAACCACAGCUCAUAGUAGCUUCAGUAAAUUCCCCUCAUGGGUAAGUCCUGGUGAUCAGAAGUUGUUACAAAAGGAUGGUAUACCAACGGUAGCUGAUGCUGUUGUAGCCGCAGACGGGACUGGGAAUUUUACAACAAUAAGCAAGGCAGUGUUGGCCGCACCCGACUACGGUACAAAAAGAUAUGUGAUACAUGUGAGAAGAGGUGUAUAUGCAGAGAAUGUAGAGAUUAAGAAGAAGAAAUGGAACAUUAUGAUAGUUGGUGACGGCAUUGAUGCCACCGUGAUCACCAGUAACCGAAGUUUCAUCGACGGCUGGACAACUUUCCGAUCUGCUACCUUUGCUGUGAGCGGAAGAGGAUUUAUCGCACGAGACAUAACAUUCCAAAACACAGCAGGACCUGAAAAACACCAGGCGGUUGCGAUCCGGUCAGACUCAGAUCUCGGGGUUUUUUACCGGUGCGCAAUGAGAGGUUACCAAGACACACUCUAUGCCCACACAAUGCGUCAAUUCUUUAGAGAAUGCAUCAUAACAGGCACCGUAGACUUUAUAUUCGGAGACGCCACAGCCGUAUUCCAGGACUGCCAAAUCAAAGCCAAACAAGGCCUACCAAACCAGAAGAAUAGCAUCACUGCUCAAGGACGCAAGGAUCCUAAUCAACCGACUGGAUUCACGAUCCAAUUCAGCAACAUAACGGCUGAUACCGACCUACUACCAAACUUAAAUACCACCGCUACUUACUUGGGUCGGCCGUGGAAACUGUAUUCUAGAACGGUGUUCAUGCAAAACUACAUUAGCGAUGUACUAAAGCCUGAAGGAUGGCUCGAAUGGAAUGGAGAUUUUGCGCUGAACACGUUGUACUACGGAGAGUAUAUGAACAACGGACCAGGGGCUAACCUUGACCGUCGUGUUAAGUGGCCAGGAUACCAUGUUUUGAAUAAUUCGGACGAAGCUAUUAAUUUUACGGUGGCUCAAUUCAUACAAGGAAACUUGUGGUUGCCUGCAACUGGUAUUAGCUACAUUGCUGGCCUAGCUUCGUAAUUAAUGAUGUUUGAUUGUGCUAAUUUAUAUUAUCUUUUCAUAUUUUAUUUAUUUAUUUCUAUUUUAUAUAUAGUUUCUGUGAGAAUUGAACUAAAUAUUAUGUGAAUUUGAUGAAGAGUU